Molecule: messenger RNA, 3405 nt
Organism: Adineta ricciae
Lineage: Eukaryota; Metazoa; Rotifera; Eurotatoria; Adinetida; Adinetidae
Source: the annotation of a GenBank genome assembly
AUGACAUAUCUAAUGAACCACAUAAUUACAUUUUUCUGGAAGAUUCUAUUAAUUAUAACACCUAUAUUUGAUUAUACAACAUCAGUACGAUUUAAUAUUUAUGAAACCUAUUCGCAACAGUAUUGUUUAUACUACUAUGUUCUCGAUGACAUCAUCGAUUAUAAUCGAUUAUCACUUCCUAGCUAUCAAAAUAUUCCUUAUUGUCUAGAAGAUAGUUCUAUCGAUAUAGUGUCAACUGAUGAAGUGAUGAAUUAUGAUCGUUUUUAUACAUUUGCACAAAUGAAAGUAGCCAAAAUAACAAGUGAAAGUUUAAUUGAAUGGUCUGCUCCGAUCAAUGUGGCGGAACAUUAUCAAAAGUUUCUUAAUGAUGUAAAUGAAUUAUCAUCAUCACAAGUUUUCUAUAACUGUACUAAAGGAUGGUUUGGUCAUCGAUGCCAAUAUACAUUGUAUCAUAAUGAAUUGACUUUUAGUGAAUUGGUGAAAGCGAUUUUUCUUGAAAGGCGUGUUGAUACAAAAUGGGUUAAUUUUACGAAUGGUACGUGUUAUAUAUAUCUAUCAUGCGAUCGUGGUCCAAGUCCUGCGUGUUUAGACUGGCGUGAGAUUUGUGAUGGAAAACGAGAUUGUAUUGAUGGAAUUGAUGAACCACAAGAAUGUUUUGAACGUGAAUCAAAUGAAUGCCCAGAAGGGUAUUAUCGAUGUCAUAAUGGCCAGUGUAUACCUGAUGAAUUUAAUAAUGAUGAAGAUUUAUUAAAUCCGGAUUGUAUGGAUUGGACAGAUAUGACGGAAGAUGGUUGGAGUAAAGACUGUGAUGGUGAUCCAGCAUUUCGUUGCGAAGAACAUAUCUGUAAGCGACAAAAUGAAUUUUCUUGUGGUGAUGGUCAAUGUAUAGUCAUUUUCCAGAUGCUUGAAGAUACUUGUAAACAUAAUCGUUUCUUAUACGCAAUGAGACAUUUAAUUGAUCAUUAUUCCAAUUCUCAUUUAUCUGAGAAAUGCUUAUUUAUCAUGGCUUGUUUAACAAGAAUCUACCGUCGUUUGAUAUAUGAUGAUGAAAAAUGCGAAAAAAUUCUAUUGCAAACUUCUAAUUGUCCAUCCACCCCAUUUCUUUUCCCUUUAACUCCUGUAGCUUUUGGUCAUGUGUACUUGAUAUAUGCAGUAAAUGGAAGUUCAUUCUCGUAUCCAAAACAAUAUUUGUCACCAUUUCUUAUUUGCUACGAUGAAGAAUUAUGUGGCUCAAUUCUCAGUACACCAGUAAUAUAUUACAAUGGUUAUACCUGUCAACAUUACUCGAAUAUAGUAGGUGGAAUGAAAUAUUAUUCAUGGGUAGGUCUAAUGGAGAAUAUUUAUUCAUUUUUUCGACCAUGUGCUCCAAUGAUACCAUUGAACUGUACAAAUCUUUUUCGAUGUGAACAGUCAUCUAAAUGUAUAUCCAAACAUCGUUUAUUAGAUGGACGCUAUGAUUGUAUGGAUCAUAGUGAUGAACAAUUUAAUAAUACAUGUUCAUUAAAUGAUCCAUAUCGAUUUCAGUGUUCUUCUAAAAGAGAACUUUGUAUUUCGCCGUUACUUCUACUCAACGAUCAGUUUGAUUGUCCAGAUGGUGAAGAUGAAAACGACCUUGCGCAAACUAUUGGCUAUGAAUUAUUUCCGCCAUUUCCUAUGUUCUGCGAUGGACGUACAGACAUGGAUCCUUUAAUUAUAGAUGAUCGGGAACAAACUGAUGAAACCGAUUGUGGAUCGCAUUUUCCAUGUGAUACUCCACAUACACAUUGUGAUGGUUUUUGGCAUUGUAUCAAUGGUAUUGACGAAGCAAAUUGUUCAUCAUCAUUAUGUAAACCCUAUCAUCAUCCAUGUGUUUCACUCAUUAAUAUGUCGAUGGAAUGUUUACCCAUAGAAUUUGCGGGUGAUGGUAUAAUACAUUGUCGUGGUGGAUCUGAUGAACGACAUUACUGUCGAAACAAGUUUCCUGAUGAAGUUGAGAGACGUUAUCGAUGUUUGCAUCAAUCAUUUAAAUGUAUCAAAACUACCUUAUUAUGCGAUCGCUAUGGUAUUGAUGAAUCAGAUGAUAGUGAUCUAUGUGACAACGAAGAAGUUAGUAUUUGCCCGGAUUAUUAUUAUAAUCAAAAAGAUUUUGCUGGUAUAUGUUGGCCACAAUGGACGUUAAACCGAACGGUAUCGGAGAAUAUACUCUGCAAUCUUGAUGAAACAAACUACGUAAUAGUUUAUAAUUUUUCUGACGCAAAACUCUAUUUAAAAUUAAUCGGCAUUGAUAACUAUCCACCUGUAACACAAAUUAUUUCACAUUCUAAUGAAAACAGUUCAAAACAACAACAAAAAUAUAUAUCUUCACGUUCGUCAAAUACUUUACUUUAUUAUACUCAUCGAGCAUGGUUUUGUAAUCGAGGAAUAGUCAUUUUUACCGGUACACUUGAUCAACGUCGAUGUUUAUGUCCACCUCCAUAUUAUGGUGACCAAUGUCAAUUUCAAAACCAACGUGUCAGUCUAACAUUGAAAUUUACUACGCAGGAUACACGAAAUUUUCGAACGGCAUUUUAUAUAAUCACUAUGUUAAUUGAUGAUGAAUAUGUUAUUCAAUCAUAUGAUUAUAAUAUCUAUAUUCCUAUACGAGAUUGUGAAUAUAAAUUCCAUUUAUAUUUAACAUAUGCAUCUCGACCAAAGAAUUCAAGUAAAAACUAUAGUAUUAUUGUUCGUGCAUUUAAUAAACAAACUUUAACAUAUUAUACAAGUUGGUAUUUAACAAUUCCAUUUCAAUUUUUACCAGUAAAUCAUUUGGUCGAACGCCUUAUAAUUCGAGAACAAAAUUUCCAAAGUCCUAAUGAUUGUCAAUUAAAAUGUCAUGAUCAUGGACAAUGUAUGAAAUAUGAGAAUACAGGAGAUGAAUUUUGUCAAUGUUUCGAAAAUUGGUGGGGAAAAUUCUGUGAAAAAAGUUAUCAUUGUGAUUGUUCGUCGGACUCGAAAUGUAUUGGCACAAUUAACAAUCAAUCUAUCUGUCUUUGCCCAUUGAAUAGAUAUGGUUCACAUUGUUAUUUAACAUAUUCUUCUUGUCAAGAUAAUACAUGUCAACAUGGUGGAACAUGUGUACCAUAUGAUGAUCGAAAAUCUAAAGAAAAUUUGACUUGUCUUUGCACAAAAGAAUAUACAGGUGAAAGAUGUGAAAUUUUUGGUACUAAAAUUAUUAUAUCAUUUGAUGAAACAAUAAUUCCUGAAACAUUUUUUGCUCAUUUUAUUACGACAAUUCAUGAUGAUGAUCAUAUUCGUACAACAAUUCUACAAAAACUUCCAUAUGCUGGAAAUGAAGUCACUUUAUAUCGUCCAACACCAUUUCAUAUUCUUUUCGUUGAAUUUUCUCAAAACUAUUAUCUUACUGUACUUNCUGGAACAUUCUAUUAA